CUGUUCCUGCAGGGAACGUUCAGGAGAGAGGAGUUUUUCUAGUUUUCUUUUCUCAGGUCGAAGACAGCGUCCACGGUGGAACAACGACGGCGUCCAGGCUGGAACGACGACAGCUAUGCGCUCUUCAAGUUGUCUGACCCGCUGUGCGAGGGUCACAUUAUUUUACUAACUUUUAGUUAUCAUUAACGACUGGAAUUUGACUCAAACUAUCCUCAAAAUGAUGCAUUUCCUGCUGCUCUUCAGUCGCCAAGGCAAGCUCCGCCUCCAGAAGUGGUUCACGCCCAUCCCUGAGCGAGAGAAGAAGAAGAUCGUCAGGGACAUGACCACCAUGGUGUUGGGACGGAAGCCACGCUCCUGCAACUUCCUGCAUUGGAAAGACCUGAAGAUCGUCUACAAGAAGUAUGCCAGUCUGUAUUUCUGCUGUGGUCUGGAUGCUGAGGAGAAUGAGCUAUUAGCCCUGGAGGUGCUGCAUCGCUAUGUGGAGCUGUUGGACAAGUACUUUGGCAACGUAUGUGAGCUGGACAUAAUCUUUAACUUUGAAAAGGCUUACUUCAUCCUGGAUGAGUUUCUGUUGGGGGGAGAGGUACAGGAGACGUCCAAACAGGUCGUAUCCCGCUCCAUCGAGGCCUCAGACAUGCUACAGGAGGCUGAGAUUGACAACAGUGAUUAUGAACUGGAGCUUGGAUGGCCUUGAAUUUGAACAAAGACCAUGGAGGAAUACAUGAGCAAGCCUGCGUUCUAAUACUGGAACCGGGGGUCUACACACACAAGAAGGAAUUUGGAAUACAGGACCAUUCCAGAACUGGAAGUCUUCCUACUGUACAGAAUCCAUGGAAUUACGAGUUCUAGAAUUCUAUUUCUAUGACGGUAUCUGUCUGUUUAGGUGGGCAGGACAUUUUAUCCUGGAUUGAGUGUUCUAAAUACUGCUUUAUUUUUCCUCGUAAGAUAAGGACGAGCCUUUUGCUGUUAUUAUUGAUAUGAUCACCCAUCCUCCUGGAUCCUUGAAGUUGUUACUGAAAACUGUGGUUAUAACAAUCCUAAUAUAUCACCACGAAGUGCUUUUGAAUCAAUUCUUGAUUUCUUCAAUGACAUGUUGUGCAUGUAAGAUGUAUAUCGAAAUUGAAGAAGUGCCUCUUUAGAAUAUGUAUUUGAAGUUGCGUUUUAAAAUCUUGUAGACUAGCCUUGUUUUGUAUUAUCUUGGUUGGGACUAGCCUUUUUGGAAAGGGAAUUAUUUAUCUGGGUGAAUGUUACUGUUUGUUUUUUAUAUAACUAAUUAUUGAUUUUGAAUGUUGAAGACUUUGGGAUUAAAGUGUAUUUUGAUACCAGAA
Messenger RNA from Salmo salar (Atlantic salmon), 1328 nucleotides. RefSeq names its product AP-1 complex subunit sigma-3 (gene ap1s3). The record is from RefSeq and is a predicted model, not a curated record. Gene Ontology annotation, molecular function: clathrin-cargo adaptor activity. Gene Ontology annotation, cellular component: membrane coat; AP-1 adaptor complex. Gene Ontology annotation, biological process: intracellular protein transport; vesicle-mediated transport. Lineage: Eukaryota; Metazoa; Chordata; Actinopteri; Salmoniformes; Salmonidae.